AAACGUGUUCCGGCCGGUCGUUACGUACGCGCGAGUAUGAUUGCACACGUGUACACGACGGCAACAAGUUCAAUUUCAUUAAAAAUUACGACGUCAACGGGUAAACUCCUUCAACAGUUCGUUGUCCCCCGACACGAUCGUCUGCAUCGAUAUCUUUAAUGUGUCCGAUUCAACCACGUCAGUAGAACAGAAGUGUUAAUAAUUUCUUAACGUCCUAAGCGCGUAAUUGACAAACAACUAGUUUGCACAAUAAUAAUUUGUUCGUUCUUGUUUCACUAUGGAAAACAAAGGAAACACCGAUAUCCAAUUUUUAAGUAUACUUCAUCAAGAAAGUAUCUUAAAGUCAAUUGAUAAAGAUGCUUGGUAUUAUAAUAUGAAUCAUAAGAAUCGUGGAAAAGCUAUAAUCUUUAAUCAUGAAAAAUUUGAAAUAGGAAAUUUUCAAUCUAGAGCUGGUAGUAGAUUGGAUUGUUUUAAUUUAGAAUCAUCCUUGCAGAAACUUGGCUUUGAUGUUACUCCUUAUGUGGAUUUAACAUUGGACCAAUUAGAUAAAACUCUUGAUUACUGGGCUAAAGAAGACCACUCUCAAUAUGAUUGUUUGUUGAUGGUAAUAUUGUCUCAUGGUGAUAAAGGUAUUAUUUAUGCUAAAGAUGGAGUUUAUAAACCAGAAGAUAAACUUUGGGAACGAUUCACUGAUGAUAAGUGUCCAACAUUAGUUGGUAAACCAAAGUUAUUUUUUAUUCAGGCUUGCCAAGGGGACCGAUUUGAUAGAGGAGUAACUUUAAGAACUCAGGUAGACGGCAGUUCUUCAUUCAUGAUACCAAUGAAUGUUGAUUUUCUUGUUGUUUUUGGUUCAGUUCCUGGUUUUUAUUCAUGGCGUAAUGUUCUUAAAGGAUCUUGGCUUAUACAAGCUCUUUGUAAUGCUUUUGAUAAAUAUGGCUUUACACUAGAUCUAUUAACUUUAUUAACUUAUGUAAAUCGUCAGGUGGCUAUUGAAUUUGAAUCUAGUGUUCCUAAUGAUGUUUCUAAAAACAAAAUGAAAGAAACUAUUUUUAUUAUUUCUAAGUUGACUAAAUUGGUGAAAUUUGAAAAAAAAUAA
Molecule: messenger RNA, 1096 nt
Organism: Sipha flava (yellow sugarcane aphid)
Lineage: Eukaryota; Metazoa; Arthropoda; Insecta; Hemiptera; Aphididae
Product: caspase-1-like
Exons: 5
Coding region: 278-1096 (272 amino acids)
Biological process (GO): apoptotic process; proteolysis
Cellular component (GO): cytoplasm
Source: RefSeq, a predicted model, not a curated record